Molecule: messenger RNA, 1834 nt
Organism: Pieris brassicae (large cabbage white)
Lineage: Eukaryota; Metazoa; Arthropoda; Insecta; Lepidoptera; Pieridae
Gene: Uxs
Product: UDP-glucuronic acid decarboxylase 1
Exons: 9
Coding region: 241-1593 (450 amino acids)
Biological process (GO): D-xylose metabolic process
Cellular component (GO): cytoplasm
Molecular function (GO): NAD+ binding; UDP-glucuronate decarboxylase activity
Source: RefSeq, a predicted model, not a curated record
UCAAAGUCAGUAUUCAAUGAAAAUUCCAGUUCUAUUCACUACCGCUAAAGUUAAAAGUAAAAUAUAAACAAUUCUUGUAACAUUUCUAAUGCAACUAUAAUAUAUUACGAAAACAAACAUUAAUAUAGACUUAUAUGUAUGCACUUUAUGUUACAAACCCUGUGAUGAGAUAGGCAUGAAAAAAAUCGUUAAACCUUAUCGACAUGUAAACAGUAGUACGACGGUGAACUAUUUACAGAAAUGAUAAGACAGUCAUUAAAAUUCCGAAAAACUCUUACAAUUAUAUGUAUUGUAGCUUUAUUGAUCUUUAUAUUUCUUAUACUUAAGCAAGACAAAGUUUACGACAUUCAAAUUGCGAAGGAGGAUCAGAAAUCAGAUGAUGUGCAGGGUUUGAGCUAUAGAGACUUUAAUCGGCAACCAAAGAAAGAUAUACCUAAAGAGGAAAGUAUUAGAAAAAUGGAAACAAAAAUUGUAGGUGAUAAUACAAAACAGGAAUUGCAAGAGGCUAAAGCCAGAAUAGAACAAUUGGAAAAGAAGUUAGCUGUUUUAGAAGGCAGAAUACCACAAAAUUAUCCAGAAGUUAAAUAUCUUGGAUAUAAACACAGAAAAAGGAUUUUGGUAACAGGAGGUGCAGGUUUUGUAGGCUCACAUUUAGUUGAUGUUCUAAUGAUGCGUGGACAUGAAGUUAUUGUAGUUGAUAAUUUUUUCACGGGACGGAAGAGGAAUGUUGAACAUUGGUUCGGACAUAGGAACUUUGAGUUGAUCCACCAUGACAUUGUUAACCCACUAUAUGUUGAGGCAGACGAAAUAUACCAUUUAGCUAGUCCAGCUAGCCCGCCCCAUUACAUGCAGAAUCCAGUCAAAACGAUAAAGACAAAUACACUAGGAACAAUUAAUAUGCUAGGGUUAGCACGCCGUGUCGGAGCUAAAAUUCUUAUAGCAAGUACUUCUGAGGUGUAUGGUGACCCCAUGGUCCACCCACAGCCGGAGUCUUAUUGGGGUCAUGUCAAUCCGAUAGGCCCGAGAGCAUGUUACGAUGAAGGUAAAAGAGUGGCUGAGACUCUUGCUUACUCUUACGCAAAGCAAGAGAAGGUGGUAGUAAGAGUGGCGAGAAUUUUUAACACAUACGGACCGAGAAUGCAUGUAUCAGAUGGACGAGUCGUUUCCAAUUUUAUUAUGCAGGCUCUGCAAAAUUUAACAAUUACGGUCUAUGGAAACGGAAAACAGACCCGAUCAUUCUGUUAUGUUUCGGACUUGGUCGAUGGUCUGCUGGCAUUGAUGGAGUCGACAUAUACUCUGCCCGUUAACAUAGGAAAUCCAGUUGAACAUACUAUUGAAGAAUUUGCAGUAAUAAUAAAAGAUCUAGUCCCCGGAUGUAGGAGUACAGUGGCAACUGGUGCGGCUGUAGAAGACGACCCUCAACGGCGAAGACCGGAUAUUGCCAUCGCUGAGAAACAUUUACAUUGGUCUCCUAAGAUAUCAUUACAAGAAGGAUUACAACGGACCAUAGAUUAUUUUAAAGAGGAACUGUCAAGAACCACAUUUUACAAUAACCAAACUUAUAUGGAUGCCAAUGUUAAACUGUUGCACUAGUUUAGAGAAUUGUGAUACUAGGAUUUAGUUGUGUGAGCUUCGAAAUAUUCUAUUAGCAUUUUUGAUAAUUUGACUGAAUAUCGAUUUGAAGUUUUGGCAUACUUCAACAUGACAUUGACAGCUCUGUAAAGUAGAUAUGGAUUAGCUAUUGACAACUCUUAAGUGUAUUUUACUGACAGUUAGUGACUUCAAUCUAUUGUUGAUGUAGCAUUCUCGCUACAGAAUAAAAAAAUAUUUUUGA